AUGGGGCGGGGGCUGGCCAAGCUCAGAUCCUGGGCCACCGCUCAACUCACUGCUGCCCUGGGCAGCCUCGUGGCCCUGCGCCCCGUGGGGUGGGGUGGGGCUGCUGGGCCCCCGGGGAUGAGCUUCCGGGCCGUCGCCACGCUGUCCCCCAGAGCGGAUCUGCGCUGGCCGUUUUUGGACACACAGAGCAGAGAGGAGGCCCCGGCCCACCCUGCUCCUGCUGGAACGUUCCGGAAGGGCUCUGUGCCAGCAGGGGUUAGGUCCCCGUGUCCCCACGGCACUCUUGCACGUGGUGCCGCACCACGCCCCUCCUCACCUGGAGGUCCUUCCGCACCGGCCGGGGGGAGCUUGGCCACGCUGCCGUGCCCGCAGGCAGUCCUUGGGCUUGCCGUGGGUUGGGGAGGGGUUUCCUUUUCCAAACUGGACGUGUUUCAAGCUCCCAGAGAGCCCACCGGCCCAGGCCUCAUCUGCCCCCGGCGGCACCCCGGUUUCUCUGCACCCCACGCCCAGUCCAGGCCUCAUCUGCCCCCGGCGGCACCCAGGUUUCUCUGCACCCCACGCCCAGUCCAGGCCUCAUCUGCCCCCGGCGGCACCCAGGUUUCUCUGCACCCCACGCCCAGUCCAGGCCUCAUCUGCCCCCGGCGGCACCCCGGUUUCUCUGCACCCCACGCCCAGUCCAGGCCUCAUCUGCCCCCGGCGGCACCCAGGUUUCUCUGCACCCCACGCCCAGUCCAGGCCUCAUCUGCCCCCGGCGGCACCCAGGUUUCUCUGCACCCCACGCCCAGUCCAGGCCUCAUCUGCCCCCGGCGGCACCCAGGUUUCUCUGCACCCCACGCCCAGUCCAGGCCUCAUCUGCCCCCGGCGGCACCCAGGUUUCUCUGCACCCCACGCCCAGUCCAGGCCUCAUCUGCCCCCGGCGGCACCCAGGUUUCUCUGUACCCCACGCCCAGUCCAGGCCUCAUCUGCCCCCAGCGGCACCCAGGUUUCUCUGCACCCCACACCCAGUCCGCUCUGCUGGCAGCAGGCAGUCGGGGUUCCAGGCUGUCCCUCUUGUUGCCAGUGCCUCCCGGCUGCCCUUGUUACCAAGCUGACCCCAGCGUGGCUCCAGGCCCGUCUGGUCCCCCUGCUCGGGUGCAGCCUGCCCGGCUGACCUAAGCCAGAGUUACAGAGACGAAGAGAGACAGAAGCUAUCCACUGGUUCACUUCCUGGAUAGCUGUAAC
This is a messenger RNA of Oryctolagus cuniculus (rabbit), 1221 nucleotides long. The record is from RefSeq and is a predicted model, not a curated record. NCBI's taxonomy places the organism in Eukaryota, Metazoa, Chordata, Mammalia, Lagomorpha, Leporidae.